Leptomonas pyrrhocoris is the source of this 2080-nucleotide messenger RNA. Its product is annotated as putative hexose transporter. Bases 215 to 2080 code for a protein of 621 amino acids. The transcript has a single exon. Gene Ontology annotation, cellular component: membrane. Gene Ontology annotation, molecular function: hexose transmembrane transporter activity. Gene Ontology annotation, biological process: monosaccharide transmembrane transport. The record is from RefSeq and is a predicted model, not a curated record. NCBI's taxonomy places the organism in Eukaryota, Euglenozoa, Kinetoplastea, Trypanosomatida, Trypanosomatidae.
AGCUAAUCAGCAUCCCAAAAGUGCUCUACUCUAAAGCCAACACAAAGAUCCACUACGGCCUGUUUUUGUUGUUCAAAAGAUUCGGAGUGGACCAGCACGUACACGCGAGUUCCGCUGACACGUUUCUAUCUCACCCACUAAACUUCAUUUCUCCCGUUGCCCAUUUUAAAGCAAUAUAUCCAUCAAAGAAGAUUAAAAAACACAUCACCAACCCAUGGCGGACUACUCGGCACGUGAAGACGUUGAAGCGCGGGAGAUGCAGCAGCAGGGUGAGGAGAGCCGUCCUGUGCGUGCCGCCGGUAUUGUGCAGCCGAUAUCCCCCGAGGACGAGGAGGCCCUUGCCAUGCAGAAACUGGCGGCCGAAGAGCCCAUCAAUUCGCCCCCACCAGAGUCGGAGGCGGACAGCCUGGACGGCGUGAGCUACGUGUGCGGCUUCUUCCACUGGAAGGUUGCGCGCCACGUGGUGUUCCUUGUGCUGGCUGGUCUUGGCCAAGGCUUCCCCACCGGCAUCAACGGUGUCUUCGCCACUUUCCAGACCUACUCGGAGCAGUGCUCGCUGUACACGACGGAGAAGGCGUGCGCCGGCGUGAUCAACCAGGACUGCACGUGGCGGAACAACGCGUGCGAGUGGACCGUGGGGAUGUGCUCGCAGUUCACGCGCGAGGACUGCCACAACAGUGGGUACAUGCACUGCCACUACGACUACGGCGGCAACGUGUGCGUGAACCAGGCCGGCUUCACGUCGCUGUACUCUGGUAUCUUCGCCUGCGCCACGAUGGUUGUUGGCAUUUUCCUCGGUCCUCUCGCUGGCGACUUCCUCGGGUUCUUCCACCACCGGAAGGCCUUCAUGUUCGGCGGGUUCAUCUUCCUGCUGAGCGCGAUCAUGCAGCAUGCCGGCGUGGCGACGAACGAGUACUGGGCGUCCACGAUCGGCCGCUUCCUUGCCGGCGCCGCGCAGCUGUUCAUCACUGUGCCGACGAUGGUGUACGUGAACCAGAACGCGCCUGACCGCUACAAGCAGGUGCUGACGUCGUUCUUCUGCGUGACGAUGAACCUAGGCACGGCGCUUGCUGCCAUCAUUGGCGGCGGCAUGGUGCUGGGCGUGAGCCUUGGCGGCAAGGGCGGCGACCUGUACGGCCUGUUCCAGGGCUACUUGGCGCUCUCGACUGCUGUGGGUGUGAUCACGGUGCUGAUGGGCUACUUCAUGGAGGAAAGCCCGUACUGGGCGCGGGAGUCCGAAGACGAAACUGGGACGCAGCGCGACGGUGAACAGGCUACUGAGGAACACGACGCAAAGGUGCUGGAGGGCAAUGAGGCCGAUCUGCUGAAGCGCGUCGACGAGAUGGAGAAGAAGCGCGGCAUCAACGUUGCGGAGUACAGCUGGGGCUCGAUGGUGGCUCGCCUGCUGGUCGGUGUCGUUGUUGCUGGUGUUGUGCAGCUGACGGGUAUUACUGCCUUCAUGAACUACGCGCCCACGAUCACUGGCAACGUCGGCUUCGACCCCAUGGUCGGCAACAUCGUGCUGAACAUCUGGAACGUGUUCAGUGCCGCGUGCUCGCUCAUUAUUCUGGCGCUCACGACGAACCUGCGGUUUGUGUUUCUCUUCGGUACGGCAGCCGCGUCCGUUGCGUGCAUCGUGAUGGGGAUCGUGACGAUGCCUGGCGUGGUGAAAAGCGACGGGGCCCGCAACGGCGUGUCGAUUGCUGCCAUUGCUGUGUACCUGCUGGUGUUCCAGUCGUGCAUUGGCUGCUCCUUCUACCCGCUGUCGCAGGAGAUGUUCCCGCUGUCCUUCCGCCCGCGUGGCUCCAGUGUGAUGCAGACCUUCCAGGGUGUUUUCGCCUUCAUCAUCAGCGUGUUCUUCCCGAUUGCGAAGGAGGGUCUGUCGGGCGGUGCGAGCGGCAACCAGAACAAGGGUGUUGCGAUCAUCUAUCUGUUUUUUGCGGUCAUCGGAUUGAUCGGCUUUGUCAUUGUGUUUUCCUUCCUGCAGCCGUGGACUGCUGAGGAUGAGCGCCGGUACCGUGAGAAGCACAACAAGGGUGAUGCACCGGAGCCUUGUGCUCACACCUCCGCAGAGCUUUGA